GAGCAGGAACCAACAUGGAUGAGCUUGAUUUGCUGUUGGAAGAGCUGGCUUUGACAUCAGAUACUUCAAAGAGUGUUGAUGAGAAAAGGAGUGGUGGUACAGCUUCUGAGGAGGUGCGAGGCGCAGCUUGUGCUGGGCCUACCAAAAAGGAAAAGAACACUGUCAGCUUAAAUGUCUACAGUGAUCUGCCAGCUCCUGUGGCAGCUCCCCUGAACUCUGACUCACCCACUCAGGAGCUGGACCUCAUAUUGCAAGAUCUGAUGGGUCUGGCACAAGGGUGCAUGGAUCCAGGGUCUUCAUCAACCCCACCGCCACUAGCGCAAAAGCAGUCUGUAAAAAAGAAAACAGAAGGUGGGCAAGAGAACAAGGGGAGCAGCAGCUCAGCGAGUUCAGAUGCAAAGGCCUCAAUGCAGAGCAAAAAAACAGAUGCUAUAGAUGACCUGUUAGGAGGGCUGAGCUCUGACUUGGAAAAAAUUGGCGUCCGCACGACUGCCAAGGGCCAUUGUGUUGCCUGCAACAAAUGCAUCGUAGGAAAGAUGAUCACAGCAUUGGGUGAGGUGUGGCACCCUGAACACUUUGUGUGUGUGGUGUGUAAGACAGAGCUGGGUACCUCAAGCUUCUAUGAGAGGGAAGGGCAGCCGUACUGUGACAAAGACUACGAAAAGCUCUUCUGUCCACGUUGUGCCUAUUGCAAAGGGCCCAUUAUGCAGAACAUCCUAACAGCCUUGGACCAGACCUGGCAUCCAGAGCACUUCUUCUGUACAUGCUGCGGAGAACUUUUUGGACCUGAUGGUUUCCUAGAGAAGGACGGGAAGCCAUAUUGUUGCAAGGACUUUUACCACCUCUUUGCUCCUAAGUGCUCAGGCUGUGGGAAGUCAGUGACAGAGAACUACCUGACGGCUGCCAAUGGCACCUGGCAUUCGGAGUGCUUCGUCUGCGCAGACUGUCGGCAGCCCUUCCCUGACGGCUGUUUCAUGGAGAUGAAUGGUCGACCCCUCUGCUCAAAGGACUUCCACUCUCGGCAGGGCACUCUGUGUGGAAGCUGCAAUGAGCCCAUCGUAGGCCGCUGCAUCUCUGCUCUUGAUCGCAAGUUUCACCCCGAGCACUUUAUUUGUGCCUUCUGUCUGCGUCAGCUCAGCCAGGGUAUCUUUAAGGAGCAGGAAGGGAAGCCAUACUGCACACCUUGCUUUAGUAAACUCUUUGUGUGAGGAUACAGUGCAUAUUAUACAAAUAAUAUACUGUCCACUUCAUUGCAGAGGUUUUAAUUUUAUUAUCAUUAACGGAAAUGAGACAAUUACUACUCAUAUCAACAUUGUUAAUACUGUCUUUGCCUUUGUAUAGAUGAGAAAUAAACCUUCCACUUCUUAAGUACUUAACAUAUAUCAAGAGAAAAAUGUUACAGAUGUAAAAUUAUUAAUAACAUGGUUGUAAAACACAAGAGAAAUAUUUUACUUUUUAUGUAUGUGAACUUUGGACGAUUCUAAAAGGUGUGUUGCUGACUAACUUUUAUGAGAUUUCAUACAUCAUGCCCACAUAAAAUGUAUAAAUGGAGAAAGAAAAACAUAGAAGUGCAGUUUAAACCCAUGGUUUCCAUUAAGCUAUCCUCAGUUUGCCGUAAGACUUGGCAGUCCAGAGAUACUCACUAGCAGUAUGGAGCAGUUUGUCAAGGGGCUUGUCUAUGUGGCCUGAUAGCUUGUAUUGGCAGUAACUGGCAUGGAAUCGGCGUGCCAACCUGAGUUUCCUCUUACUCUCACUGACCAUUUGGCCCAUUGGCAUGCACUGGAUUCAGACAACCUCAUCACUCUUUACACAGGCUCCUUUAUGGCAGCCUAUGGAAGAUUAAUGAAGGUGCUGAAUUCAACAAAGGUGGUUUCAGAAGGAGCUCUUCACAUCGCUGCACCUCUUCAGCAACUCACUCUGCCUGUUGAGGGAUGAAUCAACCACAAAGUGCUUUCAAGAAAAAAUAUUUUGGUGAUCCUCCAUUUUGUUGCUGCGUAACACUCCCAUUGAUAACAAAUACUCUGAAUAGUAUGAUCAGAUAUUUAGACAGGAUGUGCUGUAGUUCCUCAAGGGAGAAAUGUUUAAUCUAUGUAAAUGUGAGGUUUUCUAUCAGUUAUGUAUUAAAAAAACCAAAAUGUUCAAACUGACUGCUUAUUGCAAAAAACAAACAAAUAAAAACAUUGUGAAUUUCAUCAAAUA
This is a messenger RNA of Scomber scombrus (Atlantic mackerel), 2199 nucleotides long. It is a transcript of the gene lpxn, whose product is annotated as leupaxin. The record is from RefSeq and is a predicted model, not a curated record. Gene Ontology annotation, biological process: muscle structure development; actin cytoskeleton organization. Gene Ontology annotation, molecular function: muscle alpha-actinin binding; actin binding. The transcript has 9 exons. Lineage: Eukaryota; Metazoa; Chordata; Actinopteri; Scombriformes; Scombridae. Gene Ontology annotation, cellular component: Z disc; adherens junction; filamentous actin. Bases 15 to 1208 code for a protein of 397 amino acids.